Molecule: messenger RNA, 2198 nt
Organism: Camelina sativa (false flax)
Lineage: Eukaryota; Viridiplantae; Streptophyta; Magnoliopsida; Brassicales; Brassicaceae
Product: putative cysteine-rich receptor-like protein kinase 31
Biological process (GO): protein phosphorylation; defense response to bacterium
Cellular component (GO): plasma membrane
Molecular function (GO): ATP binding; protein serine/threonine kinase activity
Source: RefSeq, a predicted model, not a curated record
UCUAAGAAAAAAAACAAAAAAUGUCUCUGAACAACCUCUUUUCAAUCCUCUGUCUUAUCUUCGUCGUUAGUUUCCGUUUUGUCUCUACACAAAAAUGCGGGGACUCAAUGUUUUUCAGACCUAACGGUACUUAUGACACAAACCGUCGUCUCGUUCUUUCAACUCUUGCUUCCAACGUCAGUUCUCGAAAAGACCGCUUCUACAACGUCUCGAUCGGUGAAGAAGGUGCUGGAAGGAUCUAUGCCUUAGGUCUCUGUAUCCCAGGGACUGAUCCAAAGGUAUGUUCAGAUUGUAUCCAAGCCGCAUCCGAAGGUUUAUUAAAAAACUGUCCGAACCAGACCGACUCAUUCGACUGGAAAGGCGACAAGACGCUCUGUUUCGUUCGUUACUCCAACAGCUCGUUUUUCAACAGGAUCGAUUUAGAACCAACGUUAACACUUUAUAAUACUAGAAGGUUUCGAGGGGACCUUAAACAUUAUAACAAAACAUGGGACGCGCUCAUGACCUUUAUGAUCACCCGAGUCGGUCAAUCUAACUACCUGGCCGAGGUAUCCCCUGAAAUAGGUUCUGAUCGUAUAUACACUCUGAUGCAGUGUAUUCCGGGGAUAUCCUCAAGCGACUGCGAAACCUGUAUUGAACGAAGUGUCCGUAAUUAUCAGAGAUGCUGCAGUAGCUUCGUAGGUGGAGCCGUUGCCAAGCCAGUCUGCUUUUUCCGGUGGGAUGGUUACGACUAUCUUGGUGCCUUUGGUAACACGCCAUUAUCACCUCCUCAAGAAUCUCAACCCAUGCCGCUUCCUCCUCCACCAGAUAGAAAAAAUAUAUCUACGGGAGCUAUUGUGGGGAUUGUUGUUUCAGCGGUUACAUUCGUGGUGCUGCUCACUUUAGGAUUAGUUAUUUUGAAGAGAAGACAAUCAUACAAAACAUUAAAACCUCAAACUGAUGAUGACAUGAUAAGUCCACAGUCUCUCCAAUUUGAUUUUGCAACAAUUGAAGCGGCAACCGAUAAAUUUUCCAGCAAUAAUAAGCUAGGCCAAGGCGGAUUUGGUGAAGUUUACAAGGGUAUGCUACCAAAUGAAACAGAAAUUGCCGUGAAGCGGCUAUCAAGAAAUUCAGGACAAGGCACACAAGAGUUCAAGAACGAAGUUGUGAUUGUGGCGAAGCUUCAACACAAGAAUCUUGUUAGGCUUCUUGGGUUUUGUUUAGAAAGAUAUGAAAAGAUACUUGUCUACGAGUUUGUUCCCAACAAGAGCCUUGAUUAUUUCCUCUUUGAUCCAACUAAGAAGGGCCAGCUAGAUUGGAAAAGACGGUACAACAUCAUAGGAGGGAUUACGCGAGGGCUUCUCUAUCUUCAUCAAGACUCAAGGCUCACCAUCAUACACCGUGACAUCAAAGCAAGUAACAUUCUUUUAGAUGCUGAUAUGAACCCUAAAAUAGCAGAUUUCGGAAUGGCAAGGAAUUUCAGAGUGGACCAAACUGAAGACAAUACAGGAAGAGUCGUUGGAACCUUCGGGUACAUGCCACCAGAGUAUGUGACGCAUGGUCAGUUCUCUACCAAAUCUGAUGUUUAUAGCUUUGGAGUAUUGGUUCUAGAGAUUGUUUGUGGCAAGAAGAAUAGCAGCUUCUAUCAGAUGGAUGAUUCAGGGGGGAAUUUGGUGACACAUGUUUGGAGGCUUUGGAAUAAUGAUUCGCCCUUAGAUCUUAUUGACCCUGCGAUAAAGGAAAGCUACGAUCAUGAUGAAGUCAUUAGAUGUAUUCAUAUCGGAAUUUUAUGCGUUCAAGAAACUCCAGCAGAUCGUCCACCCAUGUCUACAAUCUUUCAAAUGCUUACCAAUAGCUCCAUUACUCUACCUGUGCCUCGACCACCUGGAUUUUUCUUCAGGAACAGACCCAAUUUAGACCCUUUAACCUAUGGAUCCGAGCCGGGGCAAUCCAGAAGCAUGUAUGUUCCUUAUUCUAUAGACUGUGAAUCAAUCACUAGAGUUACUCCUCGCUGAAAUUUUUGCUUCUGAACUCUGUAUUUAGCACUAGUCCGUACAAUUUUCCUUGUAGCACAAACAGUUCUGUUCUUUUCAAAAUUUUGCAAGCUUCCCAAGUAGGUAAAAUAUAGACAGCACCUGUUGUCGCUUUUAUGUAUUAAGAGUUUACUUGUGACAUUAUAAUGCUUGACUGUAACAUACGGAAACCCUAUAUAGAACUAA